Molecule: messenger RNA, 1004 nt
Organism: Brassica rapa (field mustard)
Lineage: Eukaryota; Viridiplantae; Streptophyta; Magnoliopsida; Brassicales; Brassicaceae
Product: NDR1/HIN1-like protein 3
Biological process (GO): defense response to other organism
Cellular component (GO): plasma membrane
Source: RefSeq, a predicted model, not a curated record
CCUCCACCUAAUAACAUUAAUUAUUCCAUUUUUUUACUCUCUCUCACCCUUUUUUCAAAUCAUCACACAAACAAACUUUCUUCAGAGGCAUUUCAUCGAACACAUGGGAGACAGGCACCACCAAGACUUAAACGGCGCCUACUACGGCCCAUCGAUUCCACCUCCACGAAAAGUCUCUCACAGCCACGGCAGAGGCGGCGGCGGCUGCUGCGGCUGCAUAGGCGACUGCCUCGGCUGCUGCGGAUGCUGCAUCUUGAGCGUCAUCUUCAACAUCCUCAUAACCAUAGCCAUCCUCUUAGCCAUAGCCGCUCUGAUCAUCUGGCUAAUCUUCCGACCAAACGCAAUCAAGUUCCACGUCACCGACGCCAAGCUCACGCAGUUCACUCUCGGCGCGGACAACAACCUCCGCUACAACCUCGACCUCAACUUCACGAUCCGGAACCCUAACCGCCGCAUCGGCGUCUACUACGACCAGAUCGAGGUCAGAGGAUACUACGGAGAUGAAAGAUUCGGUAGCAGCAACGUGGCGCCGUUUUACCAGGGGCACAAGAACACGACCGAGGUGGGGAGUAAGCUCGAGGGACAGGGCUUGGUGGUGCUUAACGGCGGAGAUCGGAAGGAUCUGGACGAGGAUUUGAAGUCGGGGAUAUACAGGAUCGACGCGAAGCUGAGGCUUAGGGUGAGGUUUAAGUUUGGGUUGAUCAAGUCGUGGAGGUUUAGGCCCAAGGUUAGGUGUGAUCUCAAGGUUCCUCUCGGUUCCUCUAAUGUAACCAGCGGGUUUCAGUUUCAGCGGACCAAGUGUGACAUUGACUUUUGAUGCUAGUCAAAGUCAAAUGCUAUUGUGUUCGGAUUCUAUUUUUCACUUAUAUAUGCACUUGUUUAUCUUAUCUUUAGAUUGUUUUUCGUACAUGGACUUUAUGUGAUAUUGUCGGAGAGGUAUGUGUUUUGUGUAAUAAUCUUUUAGCGUAUGGUUCCAUGUAAAUAAAAUAGUUUUUCUUGCAUAA